This is a messenger RNA of Myripristis murdjan (pinecone soldierfish), 3988 nucleotides long. It is a transcript of the gene hcfc2, whose product is annotated as host cell factor C2. Gene Ontology annotation, molecular function: transcription coactivator activity; protein binding. Lineage: Eukaryota; Metazoa; Chordata; Actinopteri; Holocentriformes; Holocentridae. Gene Ontology annotation, cellular component: histone methyltransferase complex. Bases 82 to 2355 code for a protein of 757 amino acids. The record is from RefSeq and is a predicted model, not a curated record. The transcript has 17 exons. Gene Ontology annotation, biological process: regulation of DNA-templated transcription; chromatin remodeling.
ACUUCCGGACGCCGCUGUCGCCCCGCCCCCUUCUUUGAAAACAUCAACAGCGCCAAACUGCGGGCUCCUGACGGGACGAAGAUGUCCGCCGGUACCGAGGAGCCGCUCUGGAGGAGAGUCCACUCCGUCACCGGGGUCAUCCCGCGGUCCAGACACGGACACCGAGCCGCGGCCAUCCGGGAGCUCAUCAUCGUGUUCGGCGGCGGGAACGAGGGCAUCGCGGAGGAGCUGCACGUCUACAACAGCGUGUCCAAGCAGUGGUUCCUGCCCGCGGUGCGGGGCGACAUCCCGCCCGGCUGCGCUGCUCACGGCUUCGUGUGCGAAGGGACUCGGAUCCUGGUGUUCGGCGGCAUGGUGGAGUUUGGAAAAUACACCAACAACCUGUAUGAGCUGCAGGCGAGUCGCUGGCUGUGGAAGAAGCUGAAGCCCCGGCCGCCCAGAAACGCCCUGCCGCCCUGCGCCCGCAUCGGACACAGCUUCACCCUGCUGGGCAACAAGUGCUACCUGUUUGGAGGGCUGGCCAACGACAGCGAGGACCCCAACGGCAACGUACCACGGUACAUGGGCGAUUUCUACGAGCUGGAGCUGCAGUCGGUGUCGGGAGCGAGAAGCUGGAGCGUCCCGGACACGAAGGGCGGGGGUCCGUCGCCGCGGGAGUCGCACAGCGCCGUGGCGCACAGCGGCCGCGGCUCGCCCAAACUCUUUGUGUUCGGAGGCAUGCAGGGGCGGCGCCUGGGAGACCUCUGGCAGCUCGACCUCGACACGAUGGUUUGGUCGAUGCCUAAAACCAGCGGUACCCCUCCGCUACCCAGAAGCCUUCACUCCGCCAACGUCAUUGGAAACAAGAUGUUCGUGUUCGGCGGCUGGAUUCCCGUCCCGGAGACGGACAAACCCAACGCCUUAGGAGCCGAGUGGAUCUGCACCAACUCGCUGUACGCGCUCAGCCUCGACACGAUGCGCUGGCAGAGCCACGGCCCCGAGCAGCAGGACGACGUCCAGUCGCAGCUGCAGACUCAGGGCCCGCAGGGCGACGACCCGUACGCCUGCCGGCCCCGAGCCCGCGCCGGGCACUGCGCCGCCGCCGUCGGCUCCAGGCUCUACGUGUGGAGCGGCCGCGACGGCUACCGCAAGAACUGGAACUACCAGGUCUGCUGCAAGGACCUGUGGUACCUGGAGACAGAUCUCCCGGCUGCUCCAGAGGCCGUUCUGCUCAUCAAGUCCACAGUGAGCAUGCUCCACGUGGCGUGGCGCCCCCUGGCGGCAGCAGAGUGCUACAUCCUGCAGAUCCAGCCUGUGUGCCCGCCCUCCUCUGCCAACAACACGACCAACACAAACACCACGGCUGGUACCACCACUGCUGCCGGGCAGCCGGGCGAGAAACACGCCGAGCCUCCAGGAGUUCAGUCGUCUCAGAGCGAAGCCGCUGCUAAGAAACCAGAGAGGAGCUCGGCUCAGGACGUUUCGGCAGAGAAGGAAAUUCCCGUGGGGGCGUCAAACGGCUCGUGUGACACGCAGCCGGAGGCGGCGAGGAGCGACGGGCGCGCAGCUGCUGGACAGGAGGCGUCGCCAGCAGAGGGCGCCGCAGCGCAGCAGCAGCCAGGAGGUGGCCCGAGUGCAGCCGGCGGUCCAGCGGAGGGCGACGCCCGCAGGGAGCAGGAGGACGCCGUGUGGUUUGACGUCGGCGUCUUCAAGGCUCUUUUCUCCGAGGUCACCCACUACUACCUGCCGCCGGACAGCGAGCAGAGCAGCAGCCGGCCCGCCAGCACCAAAGAGCCCUUGCAGCAGAGGAAGCUGCCGUCGGCUCAGGACUUUGCGGGCCGGGCGCGGCGGGAGCUGGCUCCGGGGCAGCGUUACCGUUUCCGGGUGGCCGGGGUGAACUGCUGCGGGCCGGGAGCCUUCAGCCCCGCCAGCGAGUUCAAGACGUGCCAGCCCGGCUUCCCCGGAGCGCCCUCUGCUGUCCGCAUCACCAAGGCCAACGAGUCGGUCCACAUCACGUGGGAGGCUCCGCCCUCCCCGUCGGGCCGGAUUAUGGAAUAUUCCAUGUACAUGGCGGUGAGGAAGAGUCGCUCGGAGCGGCCGGGCCAGAUGUCCUUCAUCCGGAUCUACCGGGGCACCAAGACCUCGUGCUCGGUUAGCUCCGCCCACCUGGACAACGCCCACAUCGACCUGUCCGCCACCAGCCGGCCCGCCGUCGUCUUCCGCAUCGCCGCCAAGAACGAGCAGGGCUACGGGCCGGCCACGCAGAUCCGCUGGAUCCAAGAUUCCAGUAAACAGCGAGCGGCGGCGGCGGCGGCGGCGUCCGGGCCGGACAGCGGCGCCGAGGCCGACCAGGAUGCUGCCGACAGCUCCAGCUGAAGCUCUUGGCCUCGACGCUGCGACAGAAGCCGCUCAGGAUUCUCACUCAGGAAGUCGGCGACGUCCGCCGGUCAAAAUGUUGUACGAUAAUUCCAAGAAAGUUUUGUUAAUUUAUUUUUCUAUGUAUUUAAUUAUUCUCUUGUACAUAAACCACUUGACUAUUUUAGUUAAACCACUGUUUUUUAUGUUAAGAUGUGUUAUAUUUUGACUUGUUGUAUGACCAAAUCACAAGUGUGUGUUUGAGAGUUAAAGCUCUUUAACCAGAGGCUCCUGUCGACGUGGUGGAGGUGCCUUAGUGCUGAAGGUGAUGUUGAAAAUGGUUUUGAGGUUUGAAAACAUCAGAAAAAGUAAAGAUGUUUCAUAUUGGGCUUGUUUUUAUAAUCCUGUAGGCGCUGUAAACUCAUGAGAUUACAAUAAUCCACCCAGUGGAACACUAACAAGCUCAUUUGCUGAAAUAAGAUUAUUCCUAACGUCUGUAUUCCAUCAUAUUCAUGGAAGAGGAAUUGUUCUUGUUAUUUUGUGUUUGGUCACGUUACUGACCGCUUUCUUAGCGUUACAGCAUUAUGAUUAUGAUUUUGGCUUAUUUCCUUACUGCUCUGCAUCUCGCAUGAAUUCACAGAUAUCACAGUGAUCUCAGACCAGAGCCUGUUCGGCUCCAGAAAUUAUUGUAGAAAAAAAAUCCACAGUAUGAUUUUUAGAAAGGAAGAGAUUGUCCCACUUGAAUUUUUUGUUUUAAUUAAUUAUGAGUUUAAAAAAAAAAAAAAAAAAAAAAAAAAAACUAGAGUGCAGAUCUCCACCGGGCCAAUUCUCUGGUGCUCUAAGUGGACUUUAGCGACAAACCACCCCUCUGUUUUUCUCAGCUGGGAAAAGGGAAAAUACAGAGGCACUGCCUGCGUAUCUCCCCUUCAGCAGUGCUUGGACUGAGGAUUGUGCACAAAAACAUAUUAAAGUGACUGACCUGGUAGAAAAGGAGAUUCACUGCACAUACACACACACACACACACACACACACACACACACAUACACGACCAAACACAUUUUCCCCUCCAGGCUAUCGCCUGCUGGAAAUGCCUGGUUUCUGCCUUUAAAAAUGCUUUAUUGAAGGAGGACACUAAGUUUUUUUGUUUGUUUGUUUGUUUUUUGUGUUGGUCACCUUAUCAGUUAGUAGUAAGUAGUGUCAUCCCUGUUGGAUUUCAUUUGAUUUGUGCAAAUUUAAAGGCGAGCAAAUUGACUUCACAAGUCGGUUAAGACAUUUCCUCUGUCUGAUUAAAAGCUGUCGUUGAAAACUUGGACGUUUUUUAUUUUUAUGUUCCUCUCUGAAAUAGGACAGGAUCCUCUGAACUCCAACCCAGAUCAUUAUUUCACCAACAAAAAGCCAGAUUCUGUCGUCUUUCUUCAAGACGACAGUAACAGUGCUGAGGCGAGUGUAGCCGGCAGCUGAAUAUGUGUAUUCUUUUAAAACCACUGAUCGGAUUCAGGUUAUUAGAAAGUGUCCAAAUAUCAUCAGUCAUUUUAAUGAAGCCAGGAAAAACCCAUUUGUUGCUUAAGAAUUCCCACAUUAGUGUCAAAUGAUUACUGAGACCUGUUGGGGAUAAAACAACAACAACAAAUAUAUAAACCCUGCUGGGCUUAU